AUGUCCCUCCUUCUCACCUACCGUAAUCCGGAAGAUGUUCUUAGGAAAUUGUUGAGAACCGGAAGAAUAAUAAUCGAGAAAAAUUUGGGAAUUUUUGGAUUUCUGGUGGUGAAUUUGUGAGUUCUGGGGUUAAUUUUGGGUCAAAAUUAUCGAUUUUUGGCUCAAAAUUCAUCAAAAAUCUCGAAUUUCUGGUCAAAAUCCACCCAAAAUUCACCAAAUUUCCAGAUCCUCUCAAAUCGCUCGCUUCAUCAUUCAAACUUCCAGCAAAUCCUCGAAAAAACAUCCACUUCGUACACCGUAUAUCAUAGAAAUCGCGUCGGAACGAGAUUCCGUGAUUCCGCUGCCUUUCGAAAAUCCGGCGGAGAAUUUCGAGAAUUCCGCGCGGAAAAAACGACGGAUUUGUGGAAUUUCGCAUUUAUUGGGAGACGAGGAGACUUAUUGUUGUCAGGUUAGCGAGAAAAAGUGUGCGGCAAAAUUGCAGAAAGGGGCGGAGCCUAAUUUAUGUGACCACUCGGGUUCGAGCCACACCCGAGGCAAACUUUUUUUUUUGAAAAAAACAUUUUUUUUUAUUAAUUUUUCACGCUGAAAACGAUGGGAUUGCUCAUUUUAACUGAAAUUCUCAUUUUCAGCACAAAAUUUCAGCCUAGAAAUUUGAAUUCUAGAAAUUUUUUGAAAACAUUUAAUUUCAGCUCAGAAAAACAUUUAAUUUCAGCUUGACUUCUAGAUCAGAAUUUUGUGCUGAAAAUCGUGGAAAUCUUGAAUUUUCAGCAUAUUUAUGAUUUUGAGCUCGAAAUGUUGAUCUAGAAAUAUUGAUUUUUGAGUCAGAAGGGGUCUGAAUCGAGUCCUCAUACCCCCUAACAUUUUUUUUUUGAAAAAAACAUUUUUCAAAAAAAUUUUCACGCUGAAAACGGUGAAAUUGCUCAUUUUAACUGAAAUUCUCAUUUUCAGCACGAAAUUUCAGCCUAGAACCUUGAAUUCUAGAAAUUUUUGAAAAAAUUUAAUUUCAGCUCAAAAAUUGACUUCUAGAUCAGAAUUUUGUGCUGAAAAUCGUGGAAAUCUUGAAUUUUCAGCAUUUUUAUGAUUUUCAGCACAAAAUUAUGAUCUAGAAAUAUUGAUUUUUCGGCUCAGAAGGGGUCUGGAUCGAGUCUUCAUACCUCCUAACAUUUUUUUUCGAAUUUUUUUGAAAAAUUCAUUCCCAAUCAAUUUUUCACGCUGAAAACGAUGGGAUUGCUCAUUUUAACUAAAAUUCUUAUUUUCAGCACAAAAUUUCAGCCUAGAAACUUGAAUUCUAGAAAUUUAUGGAAAAAUUUAAUUUCAGCUUUAAAAAUAUGCUUCUAGAUCAGAAUUUUGUGCUGAAAAUCGUGGAAAUCUUGAAUUUUCAGCAUUUUCAUGAAUUUCAGCACAAAAUUAUGAUCUAAUAUUGAUUUUUGAGUCAGAAGGGGUCUGGAUCGAGUCCUCACACCUCCUAACAUUUUUUUUUUUGAAAAAAAAAUCAUUCCUGAUCAAUUUUUCACGCUGAAAAUGAUGGGAUUGCUCAUUUUAACUAAAAUUUUCGAUUUCAGCACAAAAUUUCAGCCUAGAAACUUGAAUUCUAGAAAUUUUUGAGAACAUUUAAUUUCAGCUCAAAAAUUGACUUCUAGAUCUGAAUUUUGUGCUGAAAAUCGUGGAAAUCUUGAAUUUCCAGCAUUUUCAUGAAUUUCAGCACAAAAUUAUGAUCUAAAAGUAUUGAUUUUUCGGGUCAGAAGAGGUCUGGAUCGAGUCCUCAUACCUCCUAACAUUUUUUUUGAAUUUUUUUGAAAAAAAACUUUUUCUGAUCAAUUUUUCACGCUGAAAACGAUGGGAUUGCUCAUUUUAACUCAAAUUUUCGAUUUCAGCACAAAAUUUCAGCCUAGAAACUUGAAUUCUAGAAAUUUUUGAGAACAUUUAAUUUCAGCUCAAAAAUUGACUUCUAGAUCUGAAUUUUGUGCUGAAAAUCGUGGAAAUCUUGAAUUUCCAGCAUUUUCAUGAAUUUCAGCACAAAAUUAUGAUCUAAAAGUAUUGAUUUUUCGGGUCAGAAGAGGUCUGGAUCGAGUCCUCAUACCUCCUAACAUUUUUUUUGAAUUUUUUUGAAAAAAAACUUUUUCUGAUCAAUUUUUCACGCUGAAAACGAUGGGAUUGCUCAUUUUAACUCAAAUUUUCGAUUUCAGCACAAAAUUUCAGCAUAGAAACUUGAAUUCUGGAAGUUUUUUGAAAAUAUUUAAUUUCAGCUCAAAAAAUGCUUCUAGAUCAGAAUUUUGUGCUGAAAAUCGUGGAAAUCGUGAAUUUUCAGCAUUUUUAUGAUUUUCAGCGCUGUUUCCGUCAAUUUUCCCGCAAAUGGAAUCUGGAGCGACAUUCUGGAUUCUGUGAAGCCGAAUUUCGUCUGAAAUGUCCGAAAUGCUCAAAAAUCUACAAAAAAUCCGCGUAUUUGGCUAAACAUUUGAGAAAAUGCCCGGAAAAAGAUGAAAAUCCCGAAAAUUCCAAGAUUCUGGAGAGCUUUGCCGAAAAAUCGACGGAUUUACGCAAACUCAAAAUUCCCUAUGAAGUUGGAGCGGUUAUUUAG
Messenger RNA from Caenorhabditis angaria, 2578 nucleotides. NCBI's taxonomy places the organism in Eukaryota, Metazoa, Nematoda, Chromadorea, Rhabditida, Rhabditidae. The record is from the annotation of a GenBank genome assembly.